GCCGCAGUGGCUGUUCUCGCUGGAGCGAAGGAGCUUCCCUGGCUUGGUCUUGGUGUCGGUGGGGAUGUUCCUGUCAGAGGCAGGCGCCAGGCCGCGAGCAGGCGAAAUCAGCGCCUCAGAACGCAGGAAAUGGGUGGAAGUAGGUAUUUAAAGCAUGUGAUGAAGACAACAAAGGCUACUUAAGCCGGGAAGACUUUAAGGUUGCGAUUGUAAUGCUGUUUGGGUACAAACCCUCCAAGAUAGAAGCGGAUGCUGUGAUGUCCUCAGCAAAUCCCGACACUUCUGGUGUAUCACUUGAGGGGUUUUUAAAUGUCGUACAGAGAAAGAAGGAGGCGCAGCUCUAUCGGAAUGAGAUAAGGCACAUCUUCACAGCAUUCGACGUGCACUAUCGUGGAUUUUUAACUCUAGAAGAUUUCAAAAGGGCGUUUAGUCAAGUGGCUCCCAAGCUGCCGUCGAGGACAGUGCUGGAGGUGUUCAGGGAGGCAGAUCAAGACUCAGAUGGUCACGUCAGCUUCCGAGACUUUGAAUACGCCAUGAACCAUGGGAAAGCAAAAUGAGCCAGGCCGGACACUUGUGAACUACUUCUGGAGAACCUGUGCAGAUGGAUGAACUGUAAUCUAGUAAUCACACAGACCACACUCUAGGAAGGGCAUGACACUGUGUACUUGUGCGUUAACUCUUAGCUAUAGGUUUGGAAUGUUGAUAUUGGACCUAGAGGUGGGACUCUCCUUCUGUGUCUCUACCAGCCCAGUGGGUUUCGGGGGGUUUUCCCUUCCUACUCUAGUCAGCUCUGCCUCCUCCACACUGUGAGUUGAAGGCUCUGCUCACUCCACAUGGGUCCCUCGCUCUCAUCAGCUCCGGGGAGGGUUCGCUUUGCUCUGCUAGUGGUGUCACUGCCAUUCACUUGCUCCACCUUGGCUGAAGGUCAAGCUUCCUGAGUCCAAGCCAUGAGCCAGUGCUGGGAAAACAGAGACUUCCUCAGACAAUGUCCCCGGAGUAGCGAUCGGUGCACAGGGCACCAGUGUGCACAGCAUAGGAAGCAGCUCGUGUGGGCGCCAGCAUUCUUCAUACAGAGAAGGCCAGAAUGCAGUUGGGGUCUUAAUGGGCAGAAGGGUGUGAUUUUUGGGUCCCUUUAGCAUAGCCUGGGCCUGAGCCUGGGCUUCUUCCUUCAGAGCAGCCGGCUGGAGAAGCGGGCCAGCAGCCCUCUGCUGCAUACUUCCAGUUCUGGGUAGUUUUGCCGAGUACCUGGAGAUUCAGCCAUCCUAGGGUUAGGAGGCUCUACAUCCCGCCAUGCCCCAGCGCGCCGGUGACUACCUUCCCGGACCUCAUGGAGGCACAACAUAGCAUCUACUAAAAAGAAUUCUGAAAUACUGAUAUUAUCACUGUAAGUGUUUCACAACAUUAACAUUUGUAAAAUAAUUAAUGUAAUUUAUGUCUCUAAAGUGUUAAACAUUAAAAGAUCAAGUAAAAAUAUAAA
This is a messenger RNA of Rattus norvegicus (Norway rat), 1477 nucleotides long. RefSeq names its product EF-hand calcium binding domain 11 (gene Efcab11). Gene Ontology annotation, molecular function: calcium ion binding. Lineage: Eukaryota; Metazoa; Chordata; Mammalia; Rodentia; Muridae. The record is from RefSeq and is a predicted model, not a curated record.